This is a messenger RNA of Poecilia latipinna (sailfin molly), 2024 nucleotides long. Its product is annotated as GRB2-related adapter protein 2-like. Gene Ontology annotation, molecular function: protein binding. Lineage: Eukaryota; Metazoa; Chordata; Actinopteri; Cyprinodontiformes; Poeciliidae. The transcript is spliced from 8 exons. The record is from RefSeq and is a predicted model, not a curated record. Bases 525 to 1391 code for a protein of 288 amino acids.
CUGCAACCUGUUGAUGAUGCAGAUUUAUUACAUUUUUUGCUAAACGGAAAAUUAACCCCAAUGCAAAUAUUAAACCAUAAACAGUCAUAAGGUGGCGGUGAGGCCAGCAGGGGGCGCUGCGCUGUCAGUCCGCAGCUCCAUCUUUUCUGAAUCUAUAUUUUCAUUUCAGACGGAAGUUGAUUUAUUUAGCGGCUGUCUUCAUGCAGCCUGCGCGUCUCAAACACUGCGCUCCUUCAUCUGCGGCUGACUCCAUCUUCUCCCCGGGACACCAUCAUCAUCAUCAUCAUCAUCAUCAUCAUCACCAUCAUCAUCAUCAUCAUCAUCAUCAUCAUCAUCACCAGCCUUCCUCUGCUCUGCGGAUCUUCAGCUCUUCUCCGCCGUGGAUGAUGCCGCCGCGCUGCCGCCCAUCGGGGACCGUCUGCCGGGUUUAGGAGCUCCGCGGCUCUUCAGCAGCAGGAAGAGAAGAGAAAAGAGAAUCUUCAUCCUCGUCUUUCCGACUUUCGACCGACUUUUGGAGCAGAAACAUGGAGGCCAGAGGGAAGUACGACUUCACCGCCACGGCGGACGACGAGCUCAGCUUCAGGAAGAACGACAUCCUGAAGAUCAUAAACCUGGAGGACGACUGGUGCAAGGCCGAGAUGAACGGACAGGAAGGAUUCAUCCCCAAAAACUACAUCGACCUGCAGACUCCAGACUGGUUCAAGGAAGACGCCAGCCGCAGCCAGGCGGAGGAGCUGCUGAGGCACAAAACGGUGGGAGACUUCGUGAUCCGAGGAUGUCAGAGUUCACCGGGAGAUUUCUCCAUCUCCGUCAAACAUGAGAACGACGUUCAGCACUUCAAGGUGAUGCGGGACAACAAGGGCCAGUACUUCCUGUGGUCCGAGAAGUUCACGUCUCUCAACAAGCUGGUGGAGUUUUAUAAAACCACGUCCAUCUCCAAAACCAGGCAGAUCUGCCUCCAAGAUGGCUGCCAGGAGGGCAGGAGCCCCCCGGGCUCCCAGGUGAAGAGAGGAAGUCUGCCUGAGCAUCGAAACUCUGCUGCAGCAGUCGCCGCCGCGCCGCGCCGCUCCUCUGAACAGACGUCCAGCCAGCUGGCCAAACGUCCCGGCUUCGAGGAGCGAGCGCACACCAUCGGACACACCGGCCGCAGCAGCCCCAUCAGCUCCGCCUGCCCGCCGCGCCGCACCUCCGAGACCAUGCCGCUGCCUUCGAGAACCGGCGGCGUCCAGGUGAGGGCGCUGUACAACUUCACGGCGGAGGAAGACGACGAGCUGGGCUUCUGUGCCGGUGACAUCAUCGAGGUCUUGGAUCGCUCGGACCAGGCGUGGUGGAGAGGACGGCUGCGGGGCCAGAGCGGCUUGUUUCCUGCUAACCACACGGCUCCGAUAUGAGGAGCCGCAGCGCCACCUGCAGGCCAGGCUGCAGCAGCGCUUCGCCGCCCGGCGUGGCUACUUCAGGUUGAACAUUUCCUUCUGGCCUACAGGAAGUUUCUAAACAGGAAGUGCUGCAGAAGCCAUGUUUCUUACCGUUUGUAUUAUAACGCGGCUGCAGGUAUUUAUUGAUGGAUGCUUGUUGGCCUGAUCAGUCAACUCCUUCUGCAAAUUCAUGUUUCAUUUGAUCAUUAAAAUUCACUGAAGAGAAACUUUGUUAUUAUUCAUCUCCUGAUGUUUCCUUUUGAACUUCUGUUUUAUCAUUUAUUAGUCUUCUGCCUCAUUGUGCUGCAUAAAUAUAGCAAAAACUGAAUAAGGUAAAAAGGAAUGGGUGGUUUUCAAAAUAAAAGCUGCACAGGUUGAACAGUUUGUUCUUGUGCUGCUUCAUGUUUACAUUUUAUACAUUUCAGUAAAGAAAUACAGAAAAACAUUUUGCUGCUUCAUGACUUCAUGUUUUCUUCAUAAAUAAAAGGUUUCCAGAGUUUUAUUGAAUUAUUUACACUGUGAGAGAUUUCUAAAUAAGAACGACUCAUUUCACCUGCAGUGGAUUCAUUUAUAGCUUCUCUGUUAAUAAAACAUUUUUUCCUUAUUCCA